Molecule: messenger RNA, 2720 nt
Organism: Pectinophora gossypiella (pink bollworm)
Lineage: Eukaryota; Metazoa; Arthropoda; Insecta; Lepidoptera; Gelechiidae
Exons: 5
Coding region: 176-1207 (343 amino acids)
Source: RefSeq, a predicted model, not a curated record
AUUUCCGCGAACUUGCCGCGAACGGACGGGACGAGAUUCGAGAUAGAUAUCAAAUCAAUAAUUAUAAAGUUCUCUACUUCAAUAAUUAACAAAUUCGUGUGCUUACUCUUUUUAUAGUCUAAUAGAUAGUAAAUCUUUGGUUACAAUUAUCUUCAAAUUUACGGUAUUUAACAAAAUGGGUGACCCCGUAGAACUUACGAUAUGGCCGAAGCACCAAAAUAUAUUUUACUAUGUGUCGAGUAGUGGCUUAUCUUUUGAUGUGAAGGCUCCAGCUAAUGCUAUCAUAGGUCUGGCCAGGAGACCUGGCAGCAGCUGUGAUUACUGGGUUGGUAUUGGAGAUGGCAAUCGCUGCUGGAUUAAAAAAGAUGAAGAGCACUGCAAAUCAAUGCCUGUUCAAGAUAUACUUUCUGCAGACCAGUUCCGUAAAUUCUGGCUCCAGUGGAAUGGAGGCUUGAUACGUUUGGGUCGCCACAGUGACAAUAAACCCAUAGUAACAUAUGUCAACAAGCUCCCAGAUAUCAAGUAUAUCACAUUCGAUGUGAUGAGAGAACAUAAUCCUGUUCAUUGGAAAUUCGAUUUGGCACCAAUGAGACCAAGGCUACCAUACAAACAUAUAUCUGCUGGGAAGCUAACCUGGAUUGAAGCUGGUGACCAGUUGCCCGAUGGGGCUUUGAUAGGCGGGUAUGAAAAUGAAACCCUGUAUAUAGUACGUGCCCCCCACAGGCUUUCGUUGACACCGGGCAAAUUUGUACCUUCUGAAGGUGUUGCAUAUGUGUCCUGGGGAGGAGAGGCUAAUCCAAAGAGCGAAUUUGAGGUGCUUUGUGGUUACGAUUGCACUUGGGUCACCACAUGUGAGGACCGCAUUCCUGUUGGAGCAGUAAGUGGGGGCUACUCAGAAGACCGUCAGGAGAGGCUUUACAUUGGCAGGGCCGUACACAAUGGACACAUUAUUCCAGGAAAAGUACAACCCUCUCAUAAGGUGUGCUACAUAGCAUUUGAUGGACACGAGAUUGCAAAGAAAAGAUACGAGAUACUUGUGGAACCUAGCAAUAUACGAUGUGUGAACAAGACCUAUCUCUCGGGCAUGGACAUUGACAGUGCAUCUGAAUCUGAUCAAGAUGAUGACCACACUUGGCAAGCUGAUGAUGAAGAAGAUAUAUAUGAUUAUGAUAGCAAUGAUGAUUUAAAUGAAGUGAUGGCUUUGUAGUUAAGGGAGUUGUUGAUGGUACGGAUUUUAUUGUUGAAGUGUUAUAUGAUAUUCAUUUUAUCUUAACUUCAAUGGUAUUAUUAGUGUUUGAGGUGUGGAGAUUAAAGGGCAAAGCUGAUUAUGGACUUAAGGAAAAGCCCUUCCAAGAAAUCAACUCAAAUAAAAAUUAAUGUAAGUAUUUCUUAACUGUAAGCCUAUUUAGUAGAUUGUGAGCUUUGGUUGACAACUGAGAUCUGGCAAAAAUCAAGUUGUUUUAAGCUGAAAAUGUUACGGAAUAGGUCUAUAGCUACUUCUGUUGAUCUUCGAUGUUAUUCCCUCUACAUACUUGUUGGUGUAUUAUUAUCAUAGUUUGUUACUAUUCCUAAAAUAAUAAUAUAAAAUUGUAUGUUACUAUUCGUUAUUAUUAAUAUGUAAUAAUCAAUGUGGUAGAAAUUAUUAUAGACAAAAUUUGUAAUAAAAAUUUUCAUCAUUGUUUCAUCAAAGAUUCAUGGGAAAUGUGUUUAUGGUCAUUUUAUAAGUUUUACAUAGAGCAAUACGGAACCUCGCGGAAGUUUUAUGAUAUAUUGAAUCAAUUAUAGUUAUUAAUUUAUCUAAAGUGCAUUUUUCACAAGUCCAAUUGGGAAUAUAGCCUUCGAGCUUAUGUUAUUGAAUCAAUGUUAGUCAUAUGUACAUUUAAAAUGUAACAAAAGGAUGUAGAUGUUUGACUAUUCUUUGUGUAAUAUUUGUCGAAUAGAUAGGUAAAAAAAACCACAUUGUAAAUCUAAAAAAACAUUUAAUAAAAUAUAACAUAUUAUUACAUACAACUAGAAUAUUAUGCAGUGCAUUAUAAUUAACAGAAUCGUGAUUAUUGUGGCUUCAUACGCGAGCCACUUACAAUAAAUGCACUAGGUAUAUGAAGGCUCAAUUCGCGCGUGAUUUGAAGUUUGUGUUCCUUUACUCGACGAGGAUUUCAUAUUCGGGGAAGCCAAGCUCUUGGCCGCCGAAGGAGAUGUAGCACACUCCAUGUGACUGCUGGACCUUGCCGGUAGUGAGGCUGCCCUCGUGACGCACACGACCCACCAUCAGAGGCUCCCCGUCCUCGGACUCUCCUCCCGGGAGCGCGUUGGGGGGAAUGUUAGAUCCCGACGUUGGCACCCAGUUGUUGGGUCCGCCGACUAGUACCUGCAAAUCAAUGUUUAACAUUUAAGAGAGAGUUGAGUGUUCAAAUAGCUCACGUGCAAACUAGAUCGCACUAUCGCUAUAGCUAUCGCUAGAGCGCACUGUUUCCUUGAUCACAAGGAAACAUUGCGCUCGGGUGAAGUUUACUAUAUUUUUAGUGAGAAGAUAGGUAUAAUACUAAUAGACACACACUUAUAAUGAUUUAGUAUUGUAUAUUCCAUUGUUUAGGGUAAGUAAAGUAUCUACUUCUUUCAAAUUAUAUUCUUCAAAUAUUAUUGAUAAGUAUUAUUAAUUUAAAACAAUGUUUACCUAUUUCAUGUUCAAGCAAAACAAUAUAAAUGUUCAUUCUAAAGUU